AUGUCAGUCUAUAUAUUUUACCUCUUUCAGAGUUCAAGGCUGCAUUUUAUUGGUACUUGGAGAAACCGAUAUCGUAAGAGAUUUCCCAGCUUGUCUAAUGGGAUUACAUCUGGAGUUUCUGGUCUCUACACUACGGGUUCCAGUCCCAAAACUGCUGUAGCGAAUGAGAAGAAUGUUGUGAUACACAUCGACAUGGACUGCUUCUUCGUUUCAGUAGUCAUCAGGAACCAUCCUGAGUUACAGGGAAAACCUGUUGCUGUCUGUCAUUCAGAUAAUCCCCGUGGUACAGCUGAAAUCUCAUCAGCCAAUUAUCCGGCCCGAGAAUAUGGAGUGAGGGCAGGGAUGUUUGUGAAAGAUGCGAAGAGUAGGUGCCCUCAGCUUGUAAUUGUUCCAUAUGACUUUGGAGCUUAUGAGAUGGUGGCAGAUCAAUUUUAUGACAUUCUUCACAAUCACUGCAACAAAGUGCAGGCUGUGAGCUGUGAUGAAGCAUUCUUAGAUGUAUCUGAAUCAGAAGUGGGGGACCAUGAUCUUUUAGCCUCGAUAAUCAGAAAGGAGAUUCUUAAUACUACAUGA
This is a messenger RNA of Salvia miltiorrhiza (redroot sage), 573 nucleotides long. RefSeq names its product DNA repair protein REV1-like. Gene Ontology annotation, molecular function: DNA-directed DNA polymerase activity; deoxycytidyl transferase activity. The transcript has 5 exons. Bases 1 to 573 code for a protein of 190 amino acids. The record is from RefSeq and is a predicted model, not a curated record. Gene Ontology annotation, biological process: error-prone translesion synthesis; error-free translesion synthesis. Gene Ontology annotation, cellular component: nucleus. NCBI's taxonomy places the organism in Eukaryota, Viridiplantae, Streptophyta, Magnoliopsida, Lamiales, Lamiaceae.